Saccharomycodes ludwigii is the source of this 711-nucleotide messenger RNA. RefSeq lists its product as uncharacterized. The record is from RefSeq and is a predicted model, not a curated record. Lineage: Eukaryota; Fungi; Ascomycota; Saccharomycetes; Saccharomycodales; Saccharomycodaceae. The transcript has a single exon. Bases 1 to 711 code for a protein of 236 amino acids.
AUGUACAUUCACAUACCUGAAAAUUUAACCACAAUACAAAAUAAUACCAAAAAUGCUCCGUUUCCAACCAACUUUACGGCACCAGUGGGACAGUUAAAUAAAAUUGGUCCGGUAUAUAAUGAUUGUUCUGGUUCUUUACCACAAAAUAAGCUAGAAAUGGAAAGUAUGAAAAAAAUAAACAGAGAUUGUUGGAAACUUCCAUUGCCCAAAUGGCCGUGGUGGAAUAAAGAGAAUUUACAAGUUUUCAAAGAGGAGCCCGAUAACUUAGAAUCCCUCUGGUUCAUGUUAUUUCUGUUAUUUAUUAUUUGCCUAUUGUUAUACAUGUUUGCUGCUGGUUUACAUCAAAAUCUUUUUUUAAAACAUAGAUAUAAUUUAGGGAAAAAAUAUGCUGGUGACAAGGAACAAAGGAAAUCUUUUAGAGAAGAGUGUCUAACGCUGAGGCAGAUUUUGGAAUUACCUCCAAAGCAAAGAGACAUUUAUUUGGAGUAUGCACAACUGCAAUUUGAAAAAGAAUAUAAUAUUACACAUGCUUUGUAUUUGAAGAAACACGAAAAAACAUUAGAGGAUAUACGAAUGGAAGCUCGAUUGGAAAGGGAAAGUAGUCAUAAGUGGAUAAAAAAAAUUACUGAGAAAAAAAUGAAAUUACUGCACUUUAAUAUGUUUGUUAAACAUAUUGGCAAGAAAAACACUAUCAUUGAAGAUAUGUGUUGA